This is a messenger RNA of Mytilinidion resinicola, 1079 nucleotides long. RefSeq lists its product as uncharacterized. The transcript has a single exon. NCBI's taxonomy places the organism in Eukaryota, Fungi, Ascomycota, Dothideomycetes, Mytilinidiales, Mytilinidiaceae. The record is from RefSeq and is a predicted model, not a curated record. The coding region runs from base 117 to 638 and encodes 173 amino acids.
GAAAUUGUUGGAAAUGCGCAUCGCUGAUGGUUCGUCGAAGUCAGUGGAGCGUCAAGAGUGUCGUCGACUUAGUAUUCUAGUGCGCGACAAAAUAAUCACUUCAAACACUAGUCCCAAUGCGGCGUAGCUUUCUCCUUACUCCGCCCCUUCACAGUUCUGAGAAAUGGGAAACUGCCAGAGCUGUGCUUAGACGACAUACUUCAAACUUCUCCAACAGAAUGUCGCCAUUGCUCCAUCAGUUCAUGAAGUUCUCUUUGGGAAAGGGGAAAAAGAAUCGAACACUCGACGCGCCCAAAUCUGAAGCUGCAAGCGCACAUCCGGAGCGUGAAGAGAUCAUAUGCAAGAAUUGUUCCGACCUGGACUUCUCGGCCUUGACCAUAGCGCCUCACCGCUACGACGGAACCAGCUACAUUGCCCGUAAAAGCGAUGGAUUGGUUGUCUGGCACUGGAAAGGGGACAAAUCAUGCGAAUCUUGCAAAUGGCUUCAAGAACUUGCACAUGAAGCGGAGACGCACCGUGAACAGCGUGUGCCGGACCGUAUAAAGCUCGUCUCACUCCAGGGCUCCAAUUCAAAUGUCCUGACACUCUGUUCUGUUUCCAGGUAUUAUUCCCUCUACGCGCCUAAAGAAGUCGAGUAACGUAGGUGGUAGGUUAUAACGGUCGCUAUGCUGCUUUCGACCUAUCCAUACAGCCAGCAGGUGCGAGCCAUAUUAUGUCAGCCCAGUUGAUGAGUAUCAAGUCACCACAAUAGCACACUUGAUAAGAUUUAUGACGGGAUAUAUGAGCUUUCCAGUGCAUCCGAGGACGUCCAGAGCGACGUUCUCAUCCACGUCCAGAAUGAAUAGUGGUAUUGCGAGGUCUCGGCACGCAGGAAUGGACGUUACCACUUUACAUCAUAUUCCGUAUUUUACGCCGACGUAGGCUACCUCUAGCGGUAGCAUGUCUCUAGAAAAAGGCAUCCAUUUCGUCUAGUCUAAUAUACACCGUCCGACUUUUUUACACUCACCUGAAUGUAUGUAUCGUAGAGUGUAGAGGCACCUCUGGCAUUGGUAAACACCCCCAUCCGUCUAGAUGCGAUU